Sparassis crispa is the source of this 759-nucleotide messenger RNA. Its product is annotated as Versicolorin reductase. Gene Ontology annotation, molecular function: oxidoreductase activity, acting on the CH-OH group of donors, NAD or NADP as acceptor. The record is from RefSeq and is a predicted model, not a curated record. NCBI's taxonomy places the organism in Eukaryota, Fungi, Basidiomycota, Agaricomycetes, Polyporales, Sparassidaceae. The transcript is spliced from 9 exons. Bases 1 to 759 code for a protein of 252 amino acids.
AUGUCUACUACGCGCAUUGCCAUCGUCACCGGUGCCUCUCGAGGAAUUGGAGAGGCCAUCGCCUUGCGUCUUGCAGAAGAUGGGCUUGACGUUGCCGUGAACGAUAUUCCUUCAAUGGCAGAAUCGCUCAAAGCGGUUGCCGAGAAGAUACGGCGAAAAGGCAGACGCUCUCUCGCUGUGACUGGAGACGUGUCGAGCGAAAAUGAUGUGAAGGUCAUGCUUGAUCAGGUCGUAGAGACACUCGGCGGACUGGACGUGAUGGUUGCAAACGCAGGCAUCACCGUGUUGAAGCCUGCUGUCGAGAUUUCUGUCGAAGAAUAUGAUCGCGUUAUGUCUGUCAAUGCUAAGGGUGUCUUCUUGUGCUUCAAGUAUGCGGCCAUCCGAAUGAUCAAACAGGGACGGGGCGGAAGAAUUAUAGGCGCUUGUUCCUUGUCUGGCAAGACGGGAAUGAUCAACCUUUCUGCAUACUGCGCAUCAAAAUUUGCAGUACGUGGACUUACUCAAACUUGUGCGCUUGAAUGGGCGAAGCACAACAUCACUGUCAACAGCUAUUCUCCUGGUUUUAUUAACACACCAAUGUUAAAACAGACCGAUAAGGACGGAAGUUCAAGCACAGUGGAGAAGGUGGGUUUCGGGAAGGAAACUCCAAGCGCACAGCCCUCCGUCAUCGGAGAUCUGGUCUCCUACCUCGUAAAACCAGAAUCUCAAUUCGUCAGCGGCCAGAGUAUCAACAUCAAUGGAGGCAUUUUCUUCGACUGA